CACAUUUUAGAGAAGUACUUUAGAUCGGCAGAUAACGCAUGCUGUAUUGGAGUAAAACAAAAAUAAGCUAUAAAAAGGAGACUGCAAGCGAAUGCCCUUUGUUGCCAUAGACACUGUUGUCGAUACUUGAAAUUGAACGCUGCCUGAACUCACUGUACCAUUGAAGACAGCGUUUUCCUUCUGCCUAUCCCGGUGUGCCCCUUCCGUAUAGCAGGAAGGAAGUAGCCAUCUAGCUUGGGGGGGAAAAAACGUUCCGUUUCGGCAGCUCUGAAGAAAUGGCUGACAUGCAGGUGAAGAUUGGAGUUAUUGGAGGGUCUGGUCUCAAUGAUCCAGAUAUCUUGGAAGGAAGGACUGAGAAGUAUGUGGACACUCCAUUUGGAAAGCCCUCUGACGCACUCAUCGUGGGGAAGAUUAAGAAUAUUGAAUGUGUCCUCCUCGCAAGGCAUGGCAGACAGCAUACAAUCAUGCCAACCAAUGUCAACUACCAGGCCAACAUCUGGGCUCUGAAGGACGAGGGCUGCACCCACCUCCUGGUCACCACAGCCUGCGGCUCGCUCAGGGAGGAGAUCCAACCAGGGGACAUUGUCAUCAUCGACCAGUUCAUCGACAGAACCACAAAGAGGGCGCAGACGUUUUGCGAUGCCCGUCCCAACAGCCCCCCGGGGGUGUGUCACAUUCCCAUGGCCGAGCCCUUCUGCAGCAGGACCAGAGAGGUUCUUCUGGAGGUGGCGAGGAGCCUGGGGGUGAAGUGCCACACCCGCGGCACCAUGGUGACCAUCGAAGGCCCCCGCUUCUCCUCCAGGGCCGAGAGCCUAAUGUACCGCCAGUGGGGCGCUGAUGUCAUCAAUAUGACCACCGUGCCAGAGGUGGUGCUGGCUAAGGAGGCCGGCAUCUGCUACGCCAGCAUCGCCAUGGCCACCGACUACGACUGCUGGAAGGAGCACGAGGAGGCGGUCUGUGUGGACAACGUGCUGAAGACCAUGAAGGAGAAUGCUAACAAGGCCAGCAGCAUCCUGCUCACCGCCAUACCCCAGAUCUGCCAGAUGGACUGGAGUCAGACAAUAAAGGCCCUCAAAGCUACAGCAAUGUCUUCUGUAAUGCUGCCCAAGUACUGAAGAUAUGGAUUUUCUCUUACCUACCAAUAAAACCACGUAGAGGGACAUCCCGGUAAAUCUAAGCUGCGGAAACGUCAGGUCUGGCUAUCAGUGAGAAAUGUGCCUGAUACGCUUUUUUUGUAUUCACAUCCUGCUUCACAUACUUUGUACGUCUUUUUGUAUUUUCUUUUAGACAUAUUUCAUCCCUUUGUAAUAUCUACUGGGAAAUGUUUUUUAUGUAAUUAGGUACAGAAUUAUUGGCACGCUUGAUAAAGAUUAACAAAAAAAUAAAGCAACAUGGGUAAUGAGCUUUAUUGUGUGCUCCAAAAAUGGGAAAACAAGAACUCAUUAUCUGUGUUUGUUUUAUUUUAUGGAGCCUUUUUCCCCUCAUCUUCUUCAAGGGUGCCAAAAAAUACACAUACACUCACCAUACAGUGUGGGAUACAUAUGGAAAUGUUGUUUAUGUUGCACAAUUUUAUAUGGUAAAAACUCAAGUCCAAGAUUAUUAUUAUGCAACAAAGAUGGCUGUUGCUUUGUGUUUUUGUAACAAUCAGUCCUGAUUCUUACAAAAAUUACCUUCUGCUCUUCAUACCUGCUUUUAACCCAUGGAAAUAUUAAUCACCAGCAAUUGGCUUUAAUCAAGUCACAGCUACUCACAGACGUAUAAUUCAAGGGAGACGUGAAUUAUAACCUACGGUGGGUUGAAAACUGAAACAUUUAAUAACAUAUCAUUAAAAUGUCAUUAAAAAGUUCAUAGUGAAAGGAAAGCCUUCAUCUUCACAGUUAAUGUUAAGAUAUUCCUGUGCCUGUCCAUCAUUUCACCUAAUGGACUUUUUGGCAGUGUUUGCUUGACAGUGCCCUGCAUGUACUAGGUAGUCUUGCAUGCAGGACAUAUCUAUUUCAAACAACAUUAAAGAUCAUGGUUAUUUAAAACAACAUUACCGAUCCAAUGUUUUAUCAUUGCAUACGUUUCGAUGGUCUUCUGAGGAAUUUGGAGUAUGUAUGUACACUCACUGAGCACUUUAUUAGGAACACUACAAAUACUGGGUAGGGCCUCCCAUUGCUCUCAAAACAGCCUCAAUUCUUUGCGGCAUGGAUUCCACAAGAUGUUGAAAACAUUCCUUUGAGAUUCUGUUCCAUGUUUACAUGAUUGCAUCACAUAAUUCCUGCAGAUUUGUCAGCAGCACAUGCAUGCUGCAAAUCUCCUGUUCUACCACAUCCCAAAGGUGUUCUAUUAGAUUCAGAUCUGGAGACUGGGAUGGUCACUGAAGAACACUGAACUCAACUGUCAUGUUGAUGAAGCCAGUUUGAGAUUACUUUUGCUUUGUGAUAUGGUGCAUUAUCAUGCUGGAAGUAGCCAUUGGAAGAUGGGUACAUUGUGGCCAUGAAGGGAUGCACGUGGUCAGGGACAAUACUUAAAUAGGCUGUGGCAUUCAAGCAAUGAUUGAUUUGUAUUCACGGGCCCAAAGUGUGCCAGGAAAAAAAUCCCCAAUCCAUUACACCAUCACCACCAGCCUGGACUGUUGACACAAGGCAGGUUGGGUCCAUGGAUUCAUGCUGUUGGCACUGAAUUCUGACCCUACCAUCUGUAUGCCUCAGCAGAAAUCGAGAUUGAUCAGACCAGGCUAUGUUUUUCUGGUCUUCAACUUGUCCAGUUUUGGUGUGCCUGUGCCCACUGCAGCCUCAGCUUUCUGUUCUUGCCUGACAGAAGUGAAACCCGACAUGGUCUUCUGCUGUUGUAGCCCAUCCGCCUCAAGGUUUGAUGGGUUGUGCAUUCUGAUAUGCUUUUCUGGUCACCCCAAUUGUACAAAGUGCUUAUCGGAGUUACUGUAGCCUUUCUGGCCAUUCUCCAUUGACCUCUCUCAUCAACAAGGUGUUUCCGUCUGCAGAACUGCCAUUCACUGGAUGUUUUUUGUUUUUUGCACCAUUCUCAGUUAACUAUUGAGACUGUUUCUAAUAAAGUGCUCAGUGAGUAUAUGUACUUUAUGUAUGUACACUCUGAGCACUUAAGUCUAAUAAAUACCUAAUAAAGUCGUAUGCUGCUAUAUCCUGUCCACGUAGAGAUUUGACGUGUGUUCAGAAAUGCUCUUCUGCAUACCACUGUUGUAAUGUGUUGUUAUUUACAUUAUUGUCACCUUCCUGUGAGCUUCAGCCAUUCUGGGCCUUCUCCUCUAACCUCUCUCAUUAACAAGGCGUUUCUGCCCACAGAACUGCUGCUCAUGCUGGGUGUUUUGUUUUUUCCACCAUUCUUUGCAAACUCUAGUGUGCGUGAAAAUCCCAGGAGAUCAGCAGUUUCUGAGAUACUCUAACCACCCUGUCUGCCACCAACAAUCAUUCCAUGGUCAAAGGCACUUAGAUCACAUUUUAUAUCCAUUCUGAUGGUUUCAUAUGAACAUUAACUGAAGCCUGUGACCCGUAUCUACAUUGCACUACUGCCACACAAUUGGCUGAUUAGAUAAUCGCAUGAAUAAGUAGGUGUAAUAAAGUAAAAAUGUUCCUAAUAAGGUGCUCGGUGAGUGUAUGUGUGUGUGUGCGCAUGCAAGCAUAUGUAUGCAUAUCUGUAUGUAUGUAGUGUAUUAAAGAUGAUGCGUUUCGUCUA
This is a messenger RNA of Conger conger (European conger), 3693 nucleotides long. It is a transcript of the gene mtap, whose product is annotated as methylthioadenosine phosphorylase. The coding region runs from base 276 to 1115 and encodes 279 amino acids. Gene Ontology annotation, molecular function: S-methyl-5-thioadenosine phosphorylase activity. The record is from RefSeq and is a predicted model, not a curated record. Gene Ontology annotation, biological process: nucleoside metabolic process. NCBI's taxonomy places the organism in Eukaryota, Metazoa, Chordata, Actinopteri, Anguilliformes, Congridae. Gene Ontology annotation, cellular component: cytosol. The transcript is spliced from 8 exons.